Messenger RNA from Arvicola amphibius (Eurasian water vole), 3035 nucleotides. RefSeq names its product PBX homeobox interacting protein 1 (gene Pbxip1). Bases 110 to 2269 code for a protein of 719 amino acids. The transcript is spliced from 11 exons. Lineage: Eukaryota; Metazoa; Chordata; Mammalia; Rodentia; Cricetidae. The record is from RefSeq and is a predicted model, not a curated record.
UUUCUUUUUUCCUGAACUGGAAACCUGGGGAGGUUGCAGCAAGUUAAGCUGAAGACUGAACGAGAGCUGGGUCAGGUGGCCACUCUACCAACCCUGGACCUCCACAGCUAUGACCUCUUCCUGCCCAGACUCAGAUAAUAGCUGGGUGCUUACUGGCUCUGAGAAUUUGCCGGUGGAGACUCUGGGCCCAGAACCCAGGAUGGACCCAGAAUCUGAGGGAGCCUCCCAGGCCCUUUUGGACCCCUCCAAGGCAGAUGACAAAGAACUAGCUGGGACCUUGGAUGGAGAAGGGACACUUUCCCGGAAUGAACCACCUGAGGAGACUAAGGCCAAGGGCACUCUGGGAUGUGAUGAUGCUGGAAUGGAGCCCCCUGGAGACACACUGGUCCAGGAAGAUUUGCAGGAGGAGACUCCUGUGGCAACAAGCCUGGGACCAGACACACAGGAGCUGGAGAAUGAGAGUCCUCCACAGAACCUGCCUGCGAGUCCCAAAGCAGUCUGGAGGGAGUACCCCUGCUCCAGCAGUGACGAUGACACCGACGCCGAUGUCGAGGGUGUGCGGAGACGGAGAGGCCGGGAGCCCAGCUCAGUCCCCCCUGUACCUGUGGAGGUGGAGGACCAGGCCAAGGGCGAGGGUCUAGGAAGCGAGCUGGGCAUCUCCCUCAACAUGUGUCUCCUGGGGGCCCUGGUUCUUCUAGGCCUGGGGAUCCUCCUGUUCUCUGGUACGCUGUUGGAGCCUGAAACUGGGCCCGUGGAAGAAGCAGAGUUGCAAGUCUUUCCAGAUACCGGGCCAGAGACCGAGUUGGUAGAUACUGUGGGGAGCAGGCAGGAUGAGCUCGAGCAGCUGCAGGCCUCAUUACCAGCAGACAGUAGUCCCAGCCUGCAGAGCAUGGGGCUUCUGCUAGACAGGCUGGCCAAGGAGAACCAGGAUAUCCGACUGCUGCAGGCCCAGCUGCAGGCUCAGAAAGAAGAGCUUCAGAGCCUGUUGCACCAGCCACAAGGUCUGGAAGAGGAGAAUGCCCGGCUCCGGGAGGCCCUGGAGCAGGGCAAGACCUCCUAUCAGGCCCUAGAAUCAGAACUCCAGCAGCUAAGGGCCCGACUUCAAGGCCUAGAGGCUAACUGUGUCCGGGGUGUAGAUGGGGUGUGUCUCAAUUGGGGUGGAGGCCCAGGUGACAAAAUCACCAAAGAGCAAAGCCACAAGGGGCAGGAGCCAGACCCCAGCUUAUCAGAGCAGCAUAGGCAGCUAGAAGCUGAAGCCCAGGCCCUAAGGCAGGAGCUGCAAAGGCAGAGGCGGUUGCUGGGUUCUGUGCACCGUGACUUACAGAGGGGCUUGCAGAAUGCUGGCCACGGAGCCCCAGCUCGUGCUGGCCUGGCCGAACUUGGUCACAUGUUGGCCCAGACAUUGCAAGACCUAGAGAAUUGGGGUCACAACACUGGCAUUUCUGCCAACGACUCGGAGGCCUGGUACCAGAAGAAGCCCCACUUCCAGAAUUCCAAGGAGUGGAGAAGAAAGGAGAAAUGGCAUGGUGGGCCAAGGGACCAGAAGGCUGAGCACUGGAAGCAUGGGAAGGAGGAGUCUGGCCGGGAGAGGAGGAAGAGCUGGAGGGAUGAGGACAGGGAACCAACAAAGGGAUGGAAAGAGGACAAAUCUAGGAUGGAAGAAUUGGGGAACAGAAAAGAUGGCAAGCGACAGGACCCCAAGGUACACUUUAGAAAAAAUGGGAACACCCACUCUGGAGAAAGGCUGAAGCAUUCUUUGGGGAAAGACAAUAGUCCUGACCCCCUCUCCUCCUGGGAGGAGCUGCUGAGGCGGAAGUACCAGCCCCCUCAGGGUUGCUCAGGCGUAGCCGACUGUGCUAGGCAGGAGGGUCUGGCCUUCUUUGGCACCGAGCUAGCCCCUGUGCGGCAACAGGAGCUGGCCUCUGUGCUGAGAGCAUACUUGGCAAGGCUACCCUGGGCUGGGCAACUGACCAAAGAGCUGCCCCUUUCACCUGCCUACUUUGGAGAAGAUGGCAUCUUCAGGCAUGACCGUCUUCGCUUCCGGGACUUUGUGGAUGCCCUGGAGGACAGCCUGGAGGAGGUGGCACUGAAACAGAUGGGUGAUGAUGAUGAUGUGGAUGACUUUGAGGAUUUCAUCUUCAGCCACUUCUUUGGAGACAAGGCACUGAAGAAGAGGUCAAAAAAGAAGGAGAAACAUUCCUGGAACCCCAGAGUUGUGGGGCCCAGGGAAGAGCACAGCCGCCAUCCCCACCACUACCACCAUGGCUGAGCCCUGCACCUGCCGCAGCAAAUGACCUAGGCACACACCCAGCUCAAGAUCCCUGGAAUUAUGUGACCCUAGAGGCUGUGCUCCCACUGUUCAGCGGGUCCCUCUUGGCUCUUUAGUGCCUUUGAGUGCCCUUCACAGGAGAGAGCCAUGCACUUGGCCCUGCACUGGUACCACUUUUGCUACAAAAAUGUCAUAAGUUGGUUCUGCUGAACUGUUUAUGCAAAUACAGGCCCUGGGUACGAAGUGUAUAGGAGCCUGCUGGGGAGUAUUCUGUGACUGCCCUCAGGACCACAGCAGAGCCUGCAACCCUACGCUGGAGCCACUGGUUGGAGACUUAGCUCCAGACUUGCCCUGGGGUUUCAUUAGCUUUGGAGGCAGCUGUUCCCAAGUGUGAAGUACCUUUUCAUCAUGCUUCUCUUGUGGCUUUCUCCUUCCCUCCUGAACUACCUCCUGAGGUAGUCUCUAAGUGCAGGAGACACGGUGCAAUUGCCAUUCCAGUGGAUAGGUACAACCCAGGCACUGCUCUCAACCUGUUCUCAGCCUCUCUGUCAGUCUGGCAGGCUCUUUCCCCGUGCUCACCCAACUUUCCUGAGAAGCCUAGCCUUGAGCCCAGCUACCAAUUGCCUCACAGUUACUCUGGCUGAGUCGCUGUGGAAUCCUGGGCUCCAGUCCAGGCUGGGUGAUCUCAGAUCAGGUCAUUCUGGUGUUCUUAUCCUCGGGAAGAGGACGGUGGGCUGAGGAACAGUAAAUAAAGCACCGAAACAGA